AUAAACUUUUACAACUGACCGCAAGCAAAAACUGCAAGGGUUCCGUACCGUCAAUUUCGGGCAUAGUAGGCGAAUGGCAGAAUUUGAGUUUUUGACCUUGGAGGUGGAGGAUCGAUUAUAGAUUUGCACACAUACGAAAGAUUGAAGUUCAAGAUUUAAUUACCCGACCCAGGUUCGUUCACUGUGCAAUGAAAUCGUGACGAAAUAAUUGGAAAUUAAUGAACAUUUAAUUAGUGACCUCCAAUAAGGUUUGUCUCAUUCUCAAACUGGACGUACCCCUUUGCGUUAUCAAUUUUGAUCGUAAAAGUGGGGCAAAACUUUGAGCGAAUACGAUUUUAGGAAUCAGACACCUGAUUAUUACGUGUAGGUACUUAAAGAAUAUAAUGUAAUACAUCGAUAUAUACAUAUAUAUAAAACCAACAGUCGCGGUCCGACUCAGUGUUUCAAAAGCUCUAAUCGGGUGUUAGAUAAUUUAAGUGUGAGGUUUUUCGGUGAUUAAUCUUGAAAUGUUAACCGGUUGGAGAUUGUACCUCUCAAAAUGUUUUAUAAUUCCGCAUCGGUACAUCGUGGCGAUUAUGGGAUUUUUGGCGAUUUUAAACGCGUACACCAUGAGAACGACGUUGUCCAUAGCAAUUACAGAGAUGGUAAUACCAAGGAACAGUACAUCGUCGGGCGAUCAUGGUUGCCAAGUUGAGGGUGAUAGUGAGGGCGAUGGGCCAAUUAUAAAGAAUCCGGAAGAUUUGUACGACUGGGACGAAACAACGCAAGGGCUGAUUCUGAGUUCUUUCUACUGGGGGUAUGUUAUUACGCAUAUGCCUGGGGGUAUUUUGGCGGAGAAGUUUGGUGGCAAGUACUCUUUGGGUAUCGGCAUUUUGUCUACGGCAGUCUUCACAUUGAUAACACCCGCGGUGACGAGGCUGGUCGAUGGUGAUUGGCGAUGGUUGUGUGCUUUGCGAGUGUGUGUCGGUUUGGGCGAGGGCACAACGUUUCCGGCCAUAAACGCUUUGCUAGCAAAAUGGGUACCUCUCAGUGAGCGAUCGCGUUUGGGUAGCUUAACGUUCGCAGGCAGUUUACUCGGAACAGUCCUCGGUACGUCGCUGAGUGGUAUCCUGAUUAAAGAAACUCAAGAUUGGGCUUCCGUCUUUUAUUUCUUCGGUGGAUUUGGAGUAGUUUGGUUUGUGAUAUGGACCCUGAUGUGCUACUCAGAUCCCGAAUCGCAUCCCUUCAUCAGUGAUAAGGAAAAAAAUUUCCUUCGCAAAGAACUAGCGAAUGUUUCGAACGAAAACAAUCCGAUACCUUGGAAGGCGAUCUUGACAUCGGUCCCGCUUUGGGCGUUAAUCGCCGCACAAAUUGGACACGAUUGGGGAUUCUUCGCUAUGGUUACCGAUUUACCCAAAUACAUGAAGGACAUACUCAAAUUUAAAAUUGACGAGAAUGGACUUUGGUCAUCGCUUCCGUAUGUGCUCAUGUGGAUCGUUUCCCUUGGAUCGGGUUGGCUCUGCGAUUGGAUAAUUAAAAAAGAAUAUAUGGGCAUCACGUUCGCUCGUAAAUUCUUCACAACAGUCGCAUCCAUGGGACCGGCCGUUUUUAUAGUGGGCGCCAGUUACAGUGGCUGCGAUCGAUACUUAGCCGUUGCGCUCUUCACCAUCGCCAUGGGACUAAUGGGCACUUUCUACUGCGGAAUGAAAGUUAACGCUUUGGAUUUAUCUCCAAAUUUCGCGGGCACGCUUAUGGCAAUUGUAAACGGAAUCGGUGCCAUCAGUGGCAUCAUCACCCCAUAUCUAAUCGGCGCACUCACUACCGACCACACUUUGGAGGAGUGGCAACUGGUGUUUUGGAUUACCCUAGGCGUAUUUACCGUAACCAACAUCAUCUACGUAAUUUUUGCGAGCGGCGAAACGCAAUGGUGGAAUAACGUCGAUAAAAGCGAAACGGGGACGGUCGACAACACCAUCGAUACGGCGUUAGGCAAAACUGUGAUGCACAAUGUUUAGGGGUGCCUUCUAAACAAACUUCAAGAGUCUGAUUUAUCUACCCUCUCAUAAUGAGAGUAAAUGUAAAUUAUUUAUAUGUAAAUAUUAGUUUACCUUCUCUGUGAUCAUUGUUAAUUUUUACAAUUAUUAUUAAAGAAACAUAAAAACCA
Photinus pyralis (common eastern firefly) is the source of this 2143-nucleotide messenger RNA. RefSeq names its product putative inorganic phosphate cotransporter. NCBI's taxonomy places the organism in Eukaryota, Metazoa, Arthropoda, Insecta, Coleoptera, Lampyridae. The transcript has 6 exons. Gene Ontology annotation, biological process: monoatomic anion transport; transmembrane transport. The coding region runs from base 507 to 1994 and encodes 495 amino acids. The record is from RefSeq and is a predicted model, not a curated record. Gene Ontology annotation, molecular function: transmembrane transporter activity.